AUGUCUAAUUUACAGUUUCAAGAAACACCUGUUGGACACCCUUUAAUUGUUAAAAUACCAGUCAACAAUCAAAUGGUUGAAAGAGCAUUCGAUUUAUUAACUAAUCGUCGUGUUAGUAAAAGUGAAGAACAUUUUCUUAUCUCAACUGAAACUGUUGAUCAUUCGGAUAUGGAUGGAUAUAUACCAUUAUUACUUCAACAAUAUGAAGAUGCUGAUAAAGAAGUAAAAGGUUAUAUUUCACGAUUGAAAUUCAAUAAUGAAGGACAACAAUUUGCUAAAGCAAUUAUUGUUGGUACAAAAAAUCACUUUUCAGUUUCUGUUAUUGCAGCAAGUCGAAGAAAAACCGAUAGACUGGAUGAACAUAAAAUUCUAAUUGCAACAAUGAGAAAAUCCGUAGAAAUGUCAGCUUCUUGGAAUAUUUGGGCGAAAAUUUUUGGCAUUAAAACUGAGGAACAAAAAGAAUUGGAAGGCAUUGUGAAAAAAUUAAAUGAUGAAGACAAUAAAAAAUGUUUGGAAGCUAUGGCUCUGUAUUUAUUAGGUGACAAAAUUCGAAUGUUUCUUGGCGACAGUGUGAAAGUACAAUUCAUUCAAAAUUAA
This is a messenger RNA of Rotaria sp. Silwood2, 597 nucleotides long. The record is from the annotation of a GenBank genome assembly. Lineage: Eukaryota; Metazoa; Rotifera; Eurotatoria; Philodinida; Philodinidae.